GUGCUCUCUCCAUCUCUCUCGCAUGGCAUGGCAUGACAUGGCCUGCGGGAAGGCACGGCGAUAUUGGCGGGGGGAUGGUGAGGCUCAUAUGACUACCAUCGCACUCGCACACUGCUGAUCACGCCCUGCUCUGCUGAUGCUUGUGCUGUAUGCCUCUUAUCAUCCCUACAGCAGCUAUCACUCCAACCUCGAGACAAAGGCACACAACUACCGAGCGACAGGGAGUCCAUACCGCCUAACACACGACCACCUACCUACCACUCGUAGCAAAAGCAGCACCAUGACUUGGUAGACUCUACUCAUCGAAACGCUCACGGCCAUCCUCUCACCACUGUCUCCAUCCCUCCCGCUCCCACAACGGGCACCUGCCAUGCCCUUCCCAACCCUCCCCUCCCCACCAACCCUCUUCCCAACCUACCUCCUCCCCUCCAACCCUUUCCGACGCCGCAACCGCAAACCCAGCCUCGAAAGCACAACCUCCUCCUCCUCCUCCUCAACAACCUCCCCCUCCCCACCGACAAACGCCCCCACCUUCCUCACAACCCACACCUCCCACCUCCGCUGCGCCCGCUGCCUCUCAGACCUGGCCCUAUCCUCACAAAUAAUCUCCAAAGGUUUCACCGGGCGACACGGCCGCGCCUAUUUAGUCGCGCCCCCCUCACCAUCCUCACCCUCCAAAACCCCAUCACGAACGACCGACCCCCUCCCCAACCUCCCCAACACCUACACCCACAAACCCGUCCCCCGCCAACUCGUCACGGGGGCGCACACAGUCGGGGACAUUUCCUGCGCGCAGUGCGGAGCGGUGUUGGGGUGGAAAUACAUCCAUGCGGAAGAGGAGUCGCAGAAGUAUAAAGUCGGGAAGUUUAUUUUGGAGAUGAAACGGGUGUGUAGGAGUUGUAGGUGGGAGGGGGAGGAAGAAGGAGAGGAGGGAAUGGGGGAGGAGGAAGAAGAAGAAGUGGAGUUUGAUUCUGAUGAUGAAGAGGAAUGUGAGUUGUUGUUUCUUGGACAGUGGACGCAGGAGAGGGCGAGGGAGAUUCGGAGGGGGAAGGAGGGGAGGGGGUUUCCGAAUGUUGUUGUUGAGUGAUGGGAUGAUUCAUUGAUUGAUUGAUUGAUUUGAUACCCCUUGACGAAAACGACGCGAAUUAUAUGACACGACAUGAACGCUCAGGAGGCAUGCCUUGGAUUCGGUAAUACUGGGUUUGAUUUAUGGAUGGAGAGAGAGAUACCCUUGUUAUGUUAAUCAUUCUUUUUUUUUGACUAUACGCAGCAUCUUUGUUCAUAAUUAUACGUAGCUAAGCAUAUCCAUACCGCAUUCAAGUUCCUCAUGAUCACG
This is a messenger RNA of Pseudocercospora fijiensis CIRAD86, 1336 nucleotides long. RefSeq lists its product as uncharacterized. The record is from RefSeq and is a predicted model, not a curated record. The transcript has a single exon. The coding region runs from base 371 to 1087 and encodes 238 amino acids. NCBI's taxonomy places the organism in Eukaryota, Fungi, Ascomycota, Dothideomycetes, Mycosphaerellales, Mycosphaerellaceae.